Rhineura floridana is the source of this 1681-nucleotide messenger RNA. RefSeq names its product interleukin-1 beta-like. Gene Ontology annotation, molecular function: interleukin-1 receptor binding; cytokine activity. Bases 339 to 1136 code for a protein of 265 amino acids. The transcript has 8 exons. Lineage: Eukaryota; Metazoa; Chordata; Lepidosauria; Squamata; Rhineuridae. The record is from RefSeq and is a predicted model, not a curated record. Gene Ontology annotation, biological process: cytokine-mediated signaling pathway; positive regulation of gene expression; inflammatory response.
AACCUCCAGGCUGGAUUACUGCAAUGCACCUUAUUUGGAGACUGGAGCGGCUGGGAAGCUGAGAGGACGCUGCAUAUCGAGCUCCCAGAUAAAACAGCUAAAACACUACAGGUACGAAAGGGAAGUUCCAGAGAUGACCACAUCUUCCGCUACAGUCCAGUACAUAUGCGUGCAGUGCUGGUAGCAGAGACCACUUGACAGCAAGAGGAGCGGAUUUGGGGGUUGGAGAUCGUUUCUUCUGGAAAGAGACCAGCGUGCACUUUUUGUACAGGUGUUGCAGUAUAAGGUCCAUUGCCUGAAUUCCUUCCCAUUUUCUUCUCCCCAGCUCAAAAGCACUCAUGGCCAGAGUUCCUGUGUGCCAAGAGGAGAUGAUGGACUUUUGCAGUAUGAAUGACAUGCGGUUUUACGAAAUGGACCAGCCUUGUCUGACCAAGAAUUCCUUCCCAGGACUGAACCAUCAUGCCGGUGAAGUGGGCAUUCAAGUGAAGAUCAGCAGCAACACUUCCGUCAAGGGCUUCCAGAAAGCGGUGGUUAUUGUGGUUGCAAUUGAGAAAAUGAAGAAGCACUCAAACGCCAGGGGGGUUUUCACGGAUGAUGAUCUGAUGGACAUCAUAAGCUCUGUCUUAGAACCAGUUGAUUUUGACACCUGUGAAUUCACAUACACAGCAGAUUCCAUCUACCAGUUAUCAAGGGCCAUCUCCUGUAACAUCCAAGAUAUUGACCACAAGUUCUUUGUCCUGAAUGAGCCUGCCCAGCUGGUGGCACUGCACCUACAAGGUCCCAACAUCAGCCAGGCAGUGAGACUAAAAAUGUACGUCUACCGGCCGAAAACUAAGGAAGGCAUUGGAAAAAUCCCCAUUGCACUGAAAAUCAAAGGGGAGGAGCUCUACCUGUCUUGUGUGCAGAAUGGAGGGCAGCCAGUCCUGCAGCUGGAGAAAGCCAACAUUCAAGAGAAGCUUGACAAAUCUGAGAAGGGCCGCUUCCUUUUCUACAGAGUUGACAUUGGAAACCACACCAGGUUUGAAUCGGCUGCCUUCCCUCACUGGUACAUCUGCACCUCCGCUCAGCCCAAUGAAGCAGUUGGCAUGACAGACCGGCUGGGAGAAGUCGCUAUUGUGGAUUAUGAUCUCAUGUAGACAGAAUCCUUAGGUGGACAGCGAGCAUGUUUCAGCUGUUAAUCUGCUCUCCUGUAUCUAAUGAUGGCAUAUGGUCUUGUCUAGCAAUGUCUCAGUAUCUCCAAGGCCCAUACUAUGUAAAGUCUUUCUCAGGAAGGAACUGAGCAUCUCCAGGAAAACAGGCGAAAGCACUUGAUGAUGAGAAAACUCUUUAUAAGACCUUUCUUCACUGCCCCUCAUGCAUCUCUUCUAUGUGACAGACAGACAGAUGCCUGGCAGACCAUGCUGAAUGAUUCUGCCUUGAUUGCAGAAAGUGGGGAGAAUGGAAUAUCAUGGGGGGGGUCUAACCAACUCAGAGUAAACCCACUAAAGGACCAAAGUUAGCCAUGUUAAUCUCACUAAGCUUACUCUGAGUAGCACUACCAUUGAAUGCAGUAUUUUACAUUGGAAUUACACUCAUUAGUGUAAAUGAGAAGUUAUAUUUAUUGAAAGUAUUUAUUAAUAAUGUAAUAAUUAUUUUUGCCUGAUGGUCUCGGUUCCAUUUUAAUAAAUGUUUCAGGCUUCAA